Messenger RNA from Daucus carota subsp. sativus, 1815 nucleotides. Its product is annotated as transcription factor MYB105. The record is from RefSeq and is a predicted model, not a curated record. The coding region runs from base 312 to 1523 and encodes 403 amino acids. Gene Ontology annotation, biological process: regulation of DNA-templated transcription. Gene Ontology annotation, cellular component: nucleus. The transcript is spliced from 3 exons. Lineage: Eukaryota; Viridiplantae; Streptophyta; Magnoliopsida; Apiales; Apiaceae. Gene Ontology annotation, molecular function: RNA polymerase II cis-regulatory region sequence-specific DNA binding; DNA-binding transcription factor activity, RNA polymerase II-specific.
CUUACUUUCCUUCUUUCACUUAUAUAAAAUUAUCAAGAUUUCACUCACUUCCCCACGUGUGAUCUUUUGUUCAUAACCAGAAGUAAAAAUAGUGCUCUUCAUGGGCCUUUUCUUGAUCUCUGAUGUCUUCAGUCAGGAGUGCUAAAUAUAUAUGGUACUAGGCUUAUAAUUUUUAGCUGAAAUAUCGAUUAAUCAUUGUUACAAAAUAUGAUAUGUUUGAUCUACCUUUAUAUUUGGUUGUCAUUAUGAUCAUCUAGAUGAUGGGUUGGUAAACUCUAUUAGGCUGGGCCAAAUAUUAAUGUACAACACAUAUGGCCAACAAAUCUGCUGCUCAUGUUUUUCCUAUAUAUGCAACUAAUGCAGACACCACAAGUGCCACUUAUUCUUGUUCUUCCUCUAAACCUCCUCUUUGUUCACCAUCUUCGAUGAGAAUGAUUUUCUCAGACAUGGAUGCUCUGUCCAUCAACACUCCCAAGAGCUCCUUUGAGUAUGAAAAUGGAAGAACUUCUCAUUUUUCUGACCUUUUGGGUAAAAAAACUUACACUUCUAGGAACAAGUUUGAGGACUCUCACAUCCACAUCACUGAUCUUCAUGUUGGUAGUGAUCAGGGAAGAGUAGUGCUGCAUGAGUCCUCAAGUAGUGAUGGAACCAACAUUGAUCUUAAUGAUUCUUGUGGGCAGUCUAAGCUGUGUUCUAGAGGCCACUGGAGGCCUGCAGAAGAUAGUAAGCUCAAGGAUCUUGUUGCUCUUUAUGGUCCUCAGAAUUGGAAUCUUAUUGCAGAGCAGUUGGAAGGGAGAUCAGGAAAGAGCUGCAGGCUGAGAUGGUUCAACCAACUGGAUCCAAGAAUCAACAGAAGGGCAUUCAAUGAAGAAGAAGAGGAAAGGCUAAUGGCAGCUCACAGAUUAUAUGGUAACAAGUGGGCUUUGAUAGCCAGAUUGUUUCCUGGAAGAACAGACAAUGCUGUGAAGAACCACUGGCAUGUCAUCAUGGCCAGGAAAUAUAGAGAACAGUCCAGUGCUUACAGGAGGAGAAAAAUGGGCCAAACUGCUUUUUCCACAGGCUCAGAGCCUUUAGCUUCACAACCAUGCCAUAAUAACACUAAUGUUGUGAAUAAUAUCAGAGAAUUUGGAAGAAAUCUCUCUGCUUCCAGCAGCUCAUAUGGAUCUCCCCACAUGGCAACUAUGUCAAACACUCCCAUCAAUCCCCCCUACACUGCUUUCUACUCACCUGGUCACAAAAGCACUUACUUUUAUCCAUCACAACAACAAUGCCAUCCUCCUAUCAUGAUGAUGAACUCAAAUGCAGUGCAACAAUCACACUCAAACUAUCACAAACCAGAGCUAGAAGCAAUGGCAGCAACACCAAGACCAGCAUUUCAAGAUUUUCCCAUCAGUCAUCAUGAACAGUGUUACACAUCCUCAGCAUCAGUCAUGGAGGAAGAGGACAGAUACAGAAAAGGAAACCAGUUUGAGAUUAUCAAUGCACCUCCAUUUAUAGACUUUCUUGGAGUUGGAGCCACUUGAAUAAUGAUAAUCAGUCACUUAAACUGAGAUAAGCUGAAAAAAAAGGAGCCUUUGGUGCAAAAACUUGGCAAUCUGGUACAUGGUACAUGGUACAAAGGUAAGAAAUGUUGCACUUAAAAAGCCAUUUUUCAAGAAAUGUUGUAGGAGUUGGCAGAGAAUCUCAAUGUGUAUUGUUGCUUAACAGUAUUAUAAAUCUGAGUUACCUUGCUAUAUUUAAGUAAAGUGAAGCAGUUGUCUUUCCUUAGUUUGCAUCUACUACUAAUCAAAAGUUAAAAGUGUAAAGUUGAAACAU